AUGUGCUUGGGCUGCUCGGCCCGCAGUCUCGAAGAAGAAUGGCAACACUCGUACCGUCAUGCCUGCGUAAGCACCAUCGAUCGUCACCUCGAUGGCAAAAGUCUCGCGCACAAAUGGGGCAAAGCCGCUGCUGUGGGGCCUGAAGUGUACCAGCAUCUUGCAGAAGAGUUCCAGAGAGCGUUGAUUCUUCAGCGCGAAACAUUCUACCCUGGUCUUUUGAUCGCAGCUGCUGUUUUCUGGGUAGUCAGCACUGGAAUCUUCGUCGCCGCUUCAUUCGUCAANGGGAAGCAAAAAACUUGGAUGCUGAGGGUAUGCACAGCAUCUGCUAUUGUUGGAUCUCUUCUGAUCAUUGGUGCUACUAUCGCUACAAGUGCUAGUGCAUACGCUCUAGUGCAAUACAUUGACAGUACCUGGAACGGAAACUAUGCUGGAAGGAUGGGAGCUAUCCUGGCGGUACAGUGCGCUGCUGCCGGUGCCAUGACUGUUCAUGCUUUGCUUGCACUUGCUAUCACUGGUGAUAUGCAAGAUCAUUCGGAGGGAUCAAUCAGGCUGGAGGAGUAG
Aureobasidium uvarum is the source of this 561-nucleotide messenger RNA. Lineage: Eukaryota; Fungi; Ascomycota; Dothideomycetes; Dothideales; Saccotheciaceae. The record is from the annotation of a GenBank genome assembly.